ACUGUUCCGAAGUUGGUACCGUGUUUCCAGAGGCCCUAGGGUGAUCCAAGCGCUACCCUUUCUCCUUGCCACAGUUAUGUGGGGAAGGGGGAGAGACUUGGGACCCCCUCUUCUACCCGCCCCUUUUCCAGCUACAGGGACUAAAAAGGGAAGCAAGUGGGAACUUGUUGGACGACCCUCCCCCUAAGCUCUGAAGCCUGGCAGGUUGGCAAGUGGUGUGUGACCCAGAACAAGUUAGACUCCAGAAGUCCCAACACACAGCAAAGAUGUAAAGUCUCCUUAACCUGGACUGUUCCAAGGAUCUGGCCAUCCACAAAGAAGUGCACCCCUGUCAUGGAUGGGUUUGACUGGCAGGAAGAUGAGUCCCCAGCAUCCUGUGCAGAAGGUUAUUAUCCAGUAAGGAAAGGGGAGACAUUCAAUGGAAGAUACCAUGUGGUGCAGAAUCUAGGAUGUGGCUACUUCUCAACAGUCUGGCUUUGCCAAGAUGUCGGGAAGAAGAAGUGUGUGGCUGUGAAGGUGCCGAAAGGUGGAGAAGAUUUUGUCGAGGCAGCCUUGGAUGAGGUACUCCUCCUUCGCUGUGUGAACAGUAAAAGGAGAAAAGACCGAGCCAGUGAACAUGUCAUACGUUUCUUGGAUGAUUUCAAAAUGAUUGGAGAGAACGGGUUCCAUGUGUGCUUAGUGUUUGAGUUGCUGGGGCCUUCACUGCAGACUCUACUGACUUGUCAAGGAGCCCAUGGCCUCCCAUUGCCUUUUGUGAAAAAAGCCACACAGCAGGUGCUCCAAGGCUUGCAUUUCCUGCACAAGGAAUGCCGCAUCAUCCAUGCAGACAUCAAACCAGAGAACAUCCUGCUGUAUGUCACAGAAGAAAGUUUGCAGACUCUCCUACAGAACAUGGCUUCCUUCAAACAUGGGACAGGAGGAAGGCCAAAGAGACCAGAAGAUGACAUGACUGCUCUUUUGGACUGUUGUAACCUAAUGAAAAUGGGAGUGAAAAUUGCAGACCUGGGAAGUGCAUGUUGGACUUACAAGCCUUUCUCCAGAAAGAUUCAGACUCAGCCCUACAGAGCUCUGGAAGUCCUCCUUGGAUUAGAUUACAGCACCCCAGCUGACAUCUGGAGUGCCGCGUGUCUGGCUUUUGAACUGGCAACUGGAGAGCGUCUCUUUGAACCCCAAGCUGGGCAGUAUUUCUCUAGAGAUGAGGAUCAUGUGGCUCGAAUUAUUGAACUUCUAGGCAGAGUUCCACCCAAGAUUGCCUUGUUCUGGAAACAGGCAUCAACUUUCUUCAGGAGACCAGGUGCACUUCUACGAAUGUCCUGGAUCUCCUCUUAUGACCUCUAUCACAUCCUUACUGAUAAAUACAAUUGGCCAAAGCAUCAGGCAGCUCCACUGACCAGUUUUCUCCUAUCAAUGCUGGACUAUGCCCCAGAAAGAAGAGCAGCAGCUGAGAAAUGCCUUCAGCAUCCCUGGCUCAGUACCUCUUAACCAGCUUGGUCUGGUUCUCAUGCUUUCUGUCAGUCCUAGCUUCUGAUUUAGAAAUGGGACAUACUCAGGACAGACAUUUCUUAGGGCCAAACUGGAGCUGACAUUAAUUGCAAGAAUUCAGUUAACAAGCAUUUUGUUGUUGUAUGAAUCUUGCAGCUGCAGGAGAGCUUGAGUAGGUCUGUGUGUGUAUGCUUAUUUUUCUCUCCUUGACAUGCUCUGAUAAAAAUCACCUUUCCUGAGCACUUUUAACAAUUUAAAAGGAAGGUGCUAUUCACACCAAGGGAAAAUUCUCUUGAAAUGCAAAUACAGUCGGCCCUCCACAUUUGCUUCUUUGACUUUUGCAGAUUUGAUUU
This is a messenger RNA of Sceloporus undulatus (fence lizard), 1835 nucleotides long. Its product is annotated as SRSF protein kinase 2-like. The record is from RefSeq and is a predicted model, not a curated record. Gene Ontology annotation, molecular function: ATP binding; protein kinase activity. Gene Ontology annotation, biological process: regulation of mRNA processing; protein phosphorylation; spliceosomal complex assembly. NCBI's taxonomy places the organism in Eukaryota, Metazoa, Chordata, Lepidosauria, Squamata, Phrynosomatidae. Bases 334 to 1482 code for a protein of 382 amino acids. The transcript has 12 exons.